Messenger RNA from Selaginella moellendorffii, 1995 nucleotides. RefSeq names its product pentatricopeptide repeat-containing protein At4g02750. Bases 1 to 1995 code for a protein of 664 amino acids. Gene Ontology annotation, molecular function: protein binding. The transcript has a single exon. The record is from RefSeq and is a predicted model, not a curated record. Lineage: Eukaryota; Viridiplantae; Streptophyta; Lycopodiopsida; Selaginellales; Selaginellaceae.
AUGCGCGAGGCGCUAGCGAUUUUCGAUCGAAUGCCGAUGAGGAACGCGGUGCCCUGGAAUGCCCUGAUCAAAGCGUAUGCCCUAGAUGGGAAUCUGGUAGAUGCGCGGCAUCUAUUCGAAACCAUGCCCGCGAAGACGGCCGUGACGUGGAACCUCUUGAUCACCAGCUAUGCCCAGCUAGGGCAUCUGGAGGAAUGCUGGAGUUUCUUCAAUUCCAUGGCUGGUCGCGACAUUGUGACCUGGACAACGAUCAUCCAGGUCUUUGCCGACGCCGGCGACAUCGAAUCGACACAGAUUUUCUUUAAUCGCGUGCCUUUUCGCAACAUCUACACCUGGAACACGCUCCUCGCGGGCCAUGCCCAAUUAGGGCAUCUUGAUCGAGCGCUAGACCUCUUCCGGGAGAUGCCCGAGCGCGAUGUGAUCUCCUGGAACGCCCUAAUCGUUGCCCACGGCGAGAAGGGCUUUGUAGACCAAGCCCGGCGAGCAUUCGACCUGAUGCCCGAGCAAGACGUGGUGUCCUGGACGGCCAUAGCACAGGCAUAUUCCCGAAAUGGCCACCUGGCCCGCGCGCUCGGAAUGUUCCAGGCGAUGCCGCAGAAGAGCCCCUUCGCGUGGACGGCCACGAUCUCGGGAUAUGCCGAGAACGGGCAAAUGUGCGAGGCGGAAUCUACCUUCCACACCAUGGAGCACAAGGGGGUGGUGGCGUGGAACGCGCUGCUCCAGGGACACGUGGACAACGCCAGCGCCGUCGAGAAGGUGCGGUCGGGAUUCGAUCUCAUGCCUGCGAGGAAUCUCGUGGGCUGGAACUGCAUGCUAGCGGCAUAUGCCCACGCGCGGCAUCUUGACGAGGUCCGGGGGAUAUUCCACGCAAUGCCGCAAAGGAACGCCUCCUCUUGGACCUCGCUGCUGGUGGCCACUGGCCACAAAUGCCCGCCCCGUACAGCCGAGCUCGUGUACGGCAGAAUGCCCCAGUGGAGCGUUCCCGCCACGACGAGCUUGCUCCUCACGCUGGCCCAGGGCGGCGAGCACUCGCGCGCGAAGGAGCUCUUCGAUUCCAUGCCGCAGCGCAGCGCGAUCUCCUGGGCGGCGCUGCUCCAAUCCAGCGCGCUGGACGCGAGCUCGGCGAUGGAGGUCUUCGCGCGAUCGCCGUGCCACAACCUCGCCGGGUGGACGGGGAUGAUCCAGUCACUAGCGCUGGCGGGACGGAUCGACGCCGCGCGGGAUCUCUUCGCGGCAAUGCCCGAGCACGACACCAAGUCCGACACAGCGAUGAUCCAGGCGUACGCCGAGGCCGGGCAUUUGCCGGAGGCGCUAGAGGUCUUCGCGUCCAUCCCCUCGCCCGACGCAUUCUCCUGGAACACCGUCUUGCAAGCCUGCGCUGUUCAUGGCGAUCUCGCGAAGCUCCGGGAGCUCCUCCACAAGAUGGGCAAUCCAAACGCCGUGUCGUGGACGAUCCUGAUAGUGGCGUAUGCCCAGAGGGGGCAUCUGGCGCUCGCGCGGGAGAUCUUCGCCGGGAUGGCCUCGCAGGACUUCGUCGCUUGGAGCGCGAUGAUCCUCGCCUACGCAAACACUGGCGCCUACGCCGCGGCGCUGGAUCUCUUCCGGCAGAUGGUUCUUCACGGCUUCCAGCCCAGCGACAUCACCUUCGUGGGUCUUCUCGCGGCUUUCGGCCAUGCCGGGAGGCUCCGCGAGGGCGUCGAGUGCUUUACGGCCAUGCAGGACGGCUUCUUCGUGCCACCCACGCUCGUCCACUUCCACUGCAUGAUCAAUGUUCUCGGCCGCUCCAAGCAUCUGGGAGACGCCGAGGAGCUCGUCGAGACGAUGCCGUUUCUGGCGGACGAGGUGGCGUGGAUCACGCUGCUGGCAGCGUGUAAGAUGCACGGCGACGUCAAGCGGGCCGAGAGGAUCCUGGAGCGAGUGAAAGAGCCCACUGCGUAUGUUCUCGUAGCGAACGCGCUGCGAGAGCCAUCACUGGGCUUCGCUUCUGCAAAGUAG